Molecule: messenger RNA, 1119 nt
Organism: Penicillium olsonii
Lineage: Eukaryota; Fungi; Ascomycota; Eurotiomycetes; Eurotiales; Aspergillaceae
Source: the annotation of a GenBank genome assembly
AUGACAUCACCUGGGCAGCCGGCCCAACAGCCCAACAUGAAUCGUCUCUCUGUGUCGAGCCUCAUGUCUCCUCCGGAGACAAAGCCCAUCGAGAGUUUCCCUACACUCUCGCCCUUUGCAAAGCCUCAUGCCGCAUCGGGCGAUAUGAAGCUCCCUCCAAUCGCAACUGAUCGAAAGCGCACACAGUCGGAGAUGAAUCUCCCAUCACCACCUGUGACCCCGUAUACCGGGAGCAAGAAACGGGACUCGCCAUCCGAUCAUAUAGAAACGGGAUCAUCCAGAGAUCCCGUUCUCUUCCCCUCGCAGGAAUUGAGUACUGACGCCAAUGAGGAGCCGUUGUUUGGCCCCGGUCCUCCAUCGACGGACGCCAUGGUGGCCCGGCAUAUCGACUCACACAUGGCAUUGUUUCGGAACAAAGUAAAUAAACCCACCCGAGAUGAGUACCUGUUGGCGCUGUCCUGCGUGCCGAUCGUCUCGGCGCAGUACAACCGCAAUCCCGCCGCCUGGGCGCGGGAGGAGCGGGAAACCUUGGAACGCCAGUUGGUGAUGAUGAACCGUCAUCGCCCAGGCCGCGAACCCAAGUUGAAGAGAAUUGCCCCCGCCCCUGCCAAGAAAGCAGGCGCCCAGCCGCGGAUGCAGCAGCGACCCAGAGUCAGACGAACCCCUAAGUCUACCCCCAAGCAGCAGGUGCUCGAUACCUUUGAUUCCCCCCCGGCGACCAAGCCGCGUACCUUGGGUACGAACCGUGAUGAUACCGAUUACCACUCACUGAUGGACUAUUCACCCCCACUGGAGACCCUAGGCAGCAAUGUCAAGGCACUGAAGGCGGAUUGGAAAGGGCAGAUGCUAGACCUAGGUGGCGACGUGGACAAACAUUUGCUGAGUCCGGCCGAGCUCAACCUGGCUUCCACCCUCAGACUUUCCUGUGCCACAUACCUUUGCAGCAAGCGUCGGAUCUUUGAAGCUCGAGUCCGCGCCCUGGGCGUGGGCAAAGAGUUCCGCAAGACCGAUGCCCAACAGGCCUGCAAGAUUGACGUCAACAAGGCGAGCAAACUGUGGACCGCAUAUGAGCGCGUGGGUUGGUUUAAACCCGAAUACUUUCAUCAAUAUCUGAAAUGA